This is a messenger RNA of Chroicocephalus ridibundus (black-headed gull), 939 nucleotides long. RefSeq names its product testis expressed 47 (gene TEX47). NCBI's taxonomy places the organism in Eukaryota, Metazoa, Chordata, Aves, Charadriiformes, Laridae. The record is from RefSeq and is a predicted model, not a curated record.
AUGUCGAAGAAAGCGCCGAGGCCGCCGGGCUCGCCGGAGCCGGCGCCGCUGGAGCGGCGGAACCUGCUGGACGUGCUGCGGGAGCGGCAGCAGCGCGCCGGCCAGGGCCGGUUCCCGCUCCACAGGUUGUUGUUGGUGGCCCGGCCGGGCGACGGGGCGGCGGCCGAGGAGGUGGAAGAUUCCCAUGGUAGCAGUGCUUUCAUGUUUCUUCUGAAUAAUAAAAGUAUAAUCUGUGAAUCUUCUGCCUGUGGCAGCAGAGAACACUGACCAGACCACACAACACGAACCUGCAGCAACUAGCCGCAUAAGCUGUUUGACAAACUGCCAGUUUUCCUUUUGAAACAAGGUUAUCACAGAGCAUUGUUUGAGAAGGCGUUAGAAUACCACUCAGGAGAACAAGUCUCAGGUCUGCUACUGCUCUGUUCCAGCUAUAUUUGUCAUGUAGUAGAGUCUUGCAGUAGCACAAUCCAUCUCAUCAUCCGAGAUUUAGCUUCUCUCCAAAAGCAAGGUCCUAAGAUGGAAUUCACUCUCUUUCCACGCAGUGCUUUACUCCAGGAAAUUAAAGUUUUAGUGGUGGCACAUAACAUCCCCACCAGACUGUUCCCAGACUGGUAUGUGGCAAUGGCGACGUCUCCCAUGACAUGUCCACAAGGCUUGACGCAAUCAGAGUCUACGGCAGAGGUGGUGGCAGAGUGCCUUACCCGCCUACUCAAACUGGCAGCCUGCAUUCAGCGUUUGGAGGAUGACAGCGAGGAUACCAAUGAGAACAUACACACUUUUGAACCCGAGCUGCUAAUCCCGGCAGAGAUGAUUAACUGUUUGUGCAAUGGUGAAGAAUGUGUAAGUCCAGAAGAUUUCGUGAGACUUUAUUUAAGCCCUUCACAGCCUACCCUAGAUUCAGAAACUGUAUGGCCUGUUCCGUCUCAUUUCUCUGUAUGA